Messenger RNA from Tripterygium wilfordii, 1729 nucleotides. RefSeq lists its product as uncharacterized. The record is from RefSeq and is a predicted model, not a curated record. NCBI's taxonomy places the organism in Eukaryota, Viridiplantae, Streptophyta, Magnoliopsida, Celastrales, Celastraceae. The coding region runs from base 1004 to 1522 and encodes 172 amino acids. The transcript is spliced from 9 exons.
UUUGGGCUGGGCCUUGACAAGGUGGUUUGCAGCCCAAGCCUAGUUGUCAAGCAAACCAGCAAGGCAACUACCUUAUGCGUGCAACAGCGGAAACCGAGUCUGCUCCUGGAUCUCUUUAGACUCGGGAGUCGGGACUAUAAGUUUUUUGUACCCGAAAAGCUGAUAGGAUUGUCUACUCAGACAAAAAACCAUUUGUCAAUUUGCCUUCUUUCACCGUUAGCUUCAAUUAUGUGUUUAUUGGCAACAUUUGGCAGCUCUUUUCAAUGGUGACGAAGUGUGGAAUUUGAGUCAUUCAUGGCGUGUAUGAAGCUGGGAUCCAAAUCCGAAGUGUUUCACCUUGAUGGCCAAACCUGGCUUUGCUCUACUGGACUUCCCAUUGAUGUCAUUGUUGAAGUUGGAGAUAUGUCAUUCCAUCUCCACAAGGCUCAUCCAUGGCUGACGGACUCUGGAAGGGAAUAAAUCUGCAGGCUCAUGAACUGCCAAAAGCUCUCAUUGGAUUAUUGUCCAAGUUUUAUUCUUCGAACAACUAUGGCUACGAACAUCUAUUGCUGGUUCGUUUUUUGUCUCUGAUAAGCUCAACAAUUCCCAAAAUGCAAGUGGGAAUCUUGCACUCUCUAGUCUCUAGAACUGAAAUGCCCGGCCAAGCUAGAACCAUGCAAGAGCAUGUCGUAGCAAUCGAUGACAUGAGGGAAUGAGUCUUGGAACUUGAGAAAAAAUCCUUGACUAUAAAGCAAGAGAUUGAGAAGCUGGAUAAAACAAAAGGGAGUUGGAAUUUAUUCCCAAAAAAUGUUUUUCAGAUCAAAGUCAAAGUCUUGUGAUUCAAAAGCUUCAAAACCCUGCAAUGGAAAGUUACCGCCAGCAUCCACAACACCAUUCAUGAAUGGGAGAGAAAAUGUUAAGGGUGAACCAGGGGAUUGAAUUUUGAAACUCUGAAGAAGAAAUUUUUAUUGCUGUAAUAUUUUUCUUCUGGAAAAGUUAGGGCUGUGGACAAUUAUAGCAACUAAUGGAUUUCAGUGUUAGUGAUCAAAUGGAGGGUUUGGACUCAAACGAUGAACAACAAUCUCAAGAAGCAUAUGGUGAUGAGACUGGCCUUGCGAUGAACUCAAUGAAGAAGGCUCGACAAGGCCACAGAAAGAUGGAUGAAAUGCUUGAUCAUGAUGUGCAGCUAGAGAAAGGAAUGAAAUCUCUCAAAGUUCAUAGGGCCAUCACUGGUUCAGUAAGGAUCAAGGAUGCUGGAUUUGAAGGUUCAUUGGAGAGGUCUUCAAUGAAGCAAAAGGUUUCUACCAAUUCUGAAAAAGGGAACCGAUCGAGACCUAUAUUCACUGCCGAGCCUACAGGCUCUUUGAAGUUGGAGACAGAUUUGGGGUUAAAGUGUGAUGAGCAGCUUGGGUGUUUCACAUGCCACAAAUGUGGACAGUUUAUUUCUUGGGACGACAAUGUCUACAUGUACAUGGACUGUGCAUUUUGCAGCACAAAGUGUAGAGGUGCUCCAUGGGAUUUUGAUCGUGCAAAAAGGAAGUAAACACAAUGAAGAGGAGAUUCUUGAGUUGCAAUAAAUUUGAAACAUUUUUUUCUUUCCCUAAAAAGGGUUGAGGUUAUCUGCCUUGGAUUAUUAAUUUUCAGUAGAUAAUAAUUUAUUGGGCAAUUAUUGCUCGAAAUAAUAUCCUCCUACAUGGGUGUGUAGAGGACUCCAUUGAGUAAUAUUAUCAUUUUCAUUUAGUUUGUUUAA